GGAUCAACCCCCCCCCGAUCACCGGGGCGGGAUGACUGUGGCCGACGGGCCCAGGAGAGUGGCCGCGGUCUCGGUGACGUGAAACUGGCGCCUUAAUCACGGUGUUGUGAGCGGAUUAGGAUGGCCGGGGGGUGGCCCUUCGGGGACGAGCUGCGGUAGCCACAAAUCCCCGCCCGUGUGUUAAGUGGGGGACCCCCUGUCUGCUCCCCCCGUUCCACCUGGGGGUCUUCUUUUGUCCCUCCCGGCAGGGUGGGAUAAGAGUCGGAUCCUGCUCGGAGGGAUGCUUGGGGUCUACUGUCUCUGGUGUCACCGGCUGGGUGCCCCCGCCGGGGCCGAGGUGACCCUGGGACCGGGUGCCCCAUGCCAGUAGGGGUGAGGAAUUUGAGGGCUGGGCGAGCUGUUCCUCCAAUCACGCAAAUGCAGGGUGCCCGGGAGGUGCCCCUUGGCACGGUUGGAUGUGCCAGUACCCGGGGUUCCGGGCGGUGGCACCGCUGGUGACAUGGACCUGAACCCCACUUAGGAGGCACCGCGGUGGCGUUUUGGGGGGCUCCUGGCGUGCUCGGGGAAGCCCCGGGGAGGGCGGUGGCUGGAUGGCGGCCACGCGGCACGAGCCGCCCUGUGCCCCACUGGUGCCAGGGGAUGCCGGGAUGCCGGUGCCCGCGUGCCCGCAGCGCCCUGCCCUGAGCCUGGAGCCUGGCUGUGCCAUGGAGGAUCCGCCCGGCACCAGGACUGAGGCGUGGGCCGAGGGACUCCAUAACGCCAACAACAAUGCAUCCCCAGGGGGGUGGCCUGGUGCCCGCGGUGGGCACCCCCUGGCAGCUUUCGGGAGUCCCGGGGCCAAGCCCAGCUACCUGGACCGCGUGGUGCAGGAGAUCGUGGAGUCAGAGCGCACCUACGCUCGUGACCUGCGCAGCAUCGUGGAGGGUUACCUGGGCAAGAUCAUCGACGCGGAGGAGCCGGUGCUGCGACCGGAGCAGGUCAGCGCGCUCUUUGGGAACAUUGAGGACAUCUAUGAGCUCAGCAGCACCCUCCUGCAAAACCUGGAGAGCUGCGCCAAUGACCCCGUGGCUGUGGCAGUGUGCUUCGUCACCCGGAGCCAGGAAUUUGCCAUCUACACCCAGUACUGCAACAACUACCCCAGCUCGGUGGCGGCACUGACCGAGUGCAUGAGGAGCAAGGUCCAGGCACGGUUCCUGCGGGAAUGCCAGGAGCGGCUGCGCCAUGCGCUGCCCCUCGGGGCCUACCUGCUUAAGCCUGUCCAGAGGAUCCUCAAGUACCACCUGCUGCUCCAGGAGAUCGCCAGGCACUUCGAGCACAAGGCGGGGGAUGACUACGAGCUGGUGCUGGAGGCCAUCGACACCAUGACCUGCGUGGCCUGGUACAUCAAUGACAUGAAGCGCAAGCACGAGCACGCCAUCCGCCAGCAGGAGAUCCAGUCGCUGCUGCUGGGCUGGAAGGGGCCGGACCUGACGAGCUACGGGGAGCUGGUGCUGGAGGGCACAUUUCGGGCACAGCGGGUGCGACACGACCGUGCCCUCUUCCUCUUUGACAAGGCCCUGCUCAUCACCAAGCGCCGUGGUGACCACUAUGUCUACAAGAGCCACAUCCCGUGCUCCUCGCUGAUGCUGAUUGAGAGCACGCGGGACUCGCUGUGCUUCAGCCUGGCACACUACAAGCACGGCAAACAGCAGCACAGCCUGCAGGCCAAGAGCGUGGAGGAGAAGCGCGUGUGGACUCACCACAUCAAGCGGCUCAUCCUGGAGAACCACCAUGCCACCAUUCCCCAAAAGGCUAAGGAAGCCAUCUUGGAGAUGGACCUGUUCUAUCCCCCACGCUUGCCCCGCUGCAGCCCUGAGCGCCUGAAGAAGAGCUGGUCCUGCCAGCCCCUGGGUGACGCUGCCACCGAGCCACUCCAGGGACGCCGGCAGUCUGAGCCCUUCCAGCACCAGGGGCACACGGAGACGCUGCUGGAGCGGCUGCAGGGACACGGAGGGCGCAGGCAGUCGGGUGUGGACAGCGGACGGGAUCAGGGGGCUCGGGGUGCUGAUGAGUUGGGGGACACGGGGGUGAUGCCACUGUCACCUCCCCUCCCCCCAGAGCCCACCAAGCACAACCUGUGGCACCUGGGUGAGCAAGGGCUGAAGGUAAGGCUGGGUGUGGUGGAUUGGGGUGCCCAGUCCCUCCAGCCCUGGCACAGGGCACUGAGCCCGGCGCUCACCCCUGCACAGAACACUGGCAGCGACGGGGCGCUCCUGGAAAUGGGGGAACCACACCAGCACUCCAGAGCCUGGGCAGCAGUUGAGGGCAUGGUGGUGGAGGAGGAGGAAGAGGAGGCUUUGGGCAAGGACUGCCAGGAGGAGUUGCCAGGGUCCAGGGAUUUGCUGUUGGAGCCCCAGGAGGAGCAGGCUGGGGAGCACCCAUGGGUGCUGGAGGGACCCAAGCGGCCGAGCAGCUGGGGGCCAGGGAGCUGUGAGAAGGUCAGUGCGACCCCCCGGCCCACACCUGGGAGUGCCCAGGGACCCAGCACCCACACCCCUAACAGCAGUGCUGGGGAGCACCCCAAGGUCCCCAAAUCCCCGUCCCUGGUGGGGACCCUGGCGCUGCCCAGCGGGGACAGGGAACCGGAGCACGCUGCGGAGGAUUUGCAGGUGUUGAGCAGUGAGGAGGAGGAAGAGGAGGAGGGGGAAGGAGCCGCCAGCAUCCUGCCGCCCUCAGUGCUGGACCAGGCCAGUGUCAUUGCUGAGCGGUUCGGCGGCGGCAGCAGCUUGUCCCGAAGGAGCAGCCUGGCACUGGAGGGGACCCUGGGACGCACCCCCAGCCAUGGUGGCAGCACCCUCAGCCUGGAUGGGGGCCCCCCACUAGAAUCCGCGGAGCCCGGGGAGUCCCGCAGUGCCAUCCCCUCUCCUGAGCCCUUCAUCAAAGCCCGCCGGGAAUCGCUGCUCUCCAACCGCGACCGCCUGCUCCUCGACAAGAUCAAGAGCUACUAUGGGCAUGCCGAGCACCGCGAUGCCGGCUUCGGGGUGCGCCGCCGCGAGAGCCUCUCCUUCAUCCCUAAGGGGCUGGUGCGGAGCUCCGUGUGUCGCCUCAAUGGGCUCCCACGGCCCCCUGAGAGCCCUGAGCCCCCCACCCAGCCCGAGGCACCAGAGCUGUGCCAGGAGAACGGGGUGCAGCCCCCCGAGCCGCUGCUCAUCCUGGAGGAGGAUGAUGUGGGCACCGCGGUGUCACCCCCAGGGCCACCUCCGCAGCUGCUGUUGACACCCCCUCACCUGGGCACCAAGGUGUACCAGCUGGCACGGCAGUACAGCCUCCGCAUCAAGAGCCGCCGCGCCGGCACCCGCCACCCCCCGCUGCCGCCGCAGGAGGAUGGGGACCCCACCCCCAGCACCCCUUCACUGGCUGUGCCACAGGACGAGGUGCCGGUGGCAUCCCCGUCGCCCCGUGCCCCCCGCAGCCCCUCAAGCCCUGUGGGCGCCGAACCCUUCACCUGGCCCGAUGUGCAGGAGCUCCGUGCCCGUUUCGGUGCCCCGCGGCCGCCGCUGGUGAGCCGCAGCCGCUCAGCGCCCGAGGGUCCCGGCCGCGGUGGGCGCCCGGCUGGGAAGGAGCGGGGCAGUGGCCGGAGCCGCAGUGCUGAGGCCAACGGGGGCUCCAACACCCCGAGCCCGGCGCCAGCGCGGUACAGCAGUGACGGGGCGCUGUGGGUAGCUGCCGAAGCCCCUCUGGGCCCGGGGCAGCGGGUGCUGGUGCUGGAGCGGCUGCCGGAGCCGCCGGCCUAUGUGCAGAUCCGCUCGCCCACCACGCGGGAGAAGAUCUGCCUGAAGGCGGUGGUGGAGCGCUGCAAAGCCUACCAGGCGUCCGAGGAGUACCGGCGGCGCUGCCCCGAGACCCCUGGCAGCCCCGAGCCGCUGCGCCACGGCCUCGUCAGGGACCUGCGGCAGAAGUUUCAGACCCUCGAUGCUGCCAGCUAGGGGCAGGAAAGGUAGAAUGGGUGUCCUGUGGACUCCAAGGGAAGGAGCACCCCCAUGGACCCUCAACCUUCCUGGAAGAAGGGGCACCACAUGGACCUCAAGUCUAGUUGGAAGAAAGGUCACCCCAUGGAUCCUCAACCUGCCUGGAAGAAGGGGCACCCCAUGGCCCCCCUGGCUGUUUGGAAGAAGGAACCCUUUGGGAACUUCCAGUCUGCCCAGGAGAAGGGGCAGCCCUGUGGACCCUCAGCCCUCUUGAAAGGAGCACCCCAUGGACCCCCAGCUUGUCCAGGAGAAGGGGCACCCCAUGGACCCCUGAUGUACCUGGAAGAAGGGGACUCCCCCAUGGCCCCCCAUCCGACAGGAAAAGGGGCACCCAUGGACUCCCCCAACCCACCUGGCAGAAAAAGCACCCCGGGGACUCCCAACCUGCUCUGGACAAGGGACACCCCGGUUCUCUCUGCCCACAGGACCUGGGGCACCCCAAGAACCUCCCACUAGAAGUACCAGCAGCCCCCCAUGCUCUGCAGGCACCCAGCACUGCACCCCACUUGCUUUCACAUCUUUAUUAGAAAAAAAAACCCAAACUGAA
Haemorhous mexicanus (house finch) is the source of this 4554-nucleotide messenger RNA. RefSeq names its product pleckstrin homology and RhoGEF domain containing G3 (gene PLEKHG3). Gene Ontology annotation, molecular function: guanyl-nucleotide exchange factor activity. NCBI's taxonomy places the organism in Eukaryota, Metazoa, Chordata, Aves, Passeriformes, Fringillidae. The transcript has 15 exons. The record is from RefSeq and is a predicted model, not a curated record. The coding region runs from base 591 to 3965 and encodes 1124 amino acids.